Amphiprion ocellaris (clown anemonefish) is the source of this 4076-nucleotide messenger RNA. RefSeq names its product ceramide synthase 2-like. Gene Ontology annotation, biological process: ceramide biosynthetic process. The record is from RefSeq and is a predicted model, not a curated record. Bases 464 to 1624 code for a protein of 386 amino acids. NCBI's taxonomy places the organism in Eukaryota, Metazoa, Chordata, Actinopteri, Pomacentridae. The transcript has 12 exons. Gene Ontology annotation, cellular component: membrane. Gene Ontology annotation, molecular function: DNA binding; sphingosine N-acyltransferase activity.
CGCCCCUCAGUCCGCUCUGCUGCCGGCCGACCCGCGCUCCUCUCCGGCCACACGCCCUCCAGAUCCCGCCGCCGCCUCCCGGGACGCACGGAGUCGAAGGUUGAACCGUCCGGAGCACGACGUCGCCCCGGGCAGAGAGAGGAGAAAAAAAGAAAAGCGAGUCCUCCGCACUGCAGCAUCUCCUCCUCUUCUCUUCCUCCACAUCUGUCUUCACUUCCAGCCAGAGGAAACACUUCGUGCUCCAUGGAAACAUGUAACGGUCCGUCCGGACGCUGACGCCGGACUCGGAGCGCCUUCAGCUCGCGGUUCGGGAGUUGCUCCCUGGGAGGAGAAAAAAAACACCGGAACACGGAUUUUACCGUCAGUUGGAAAGCAGCGUUUCACUCCAGAGGACGGAGACAAACACCAAAAUUCUGGUCGAAGCAGCUGGUCCAUUUUUUGGUUAGUUUUGGAAUCUAACAGAAUGCUGUCCGAGCUCAGCGACUGGUUCUGGCAGGAGCGGCUCUGGUUCCCGGAGGGUCUGGGUUGGGCCGAUCUGGAGGACCGGGAUGGACGGGUCUACGCCAAGGCCAGGGACCUGUGGGUGGCGCUGCCCAUUGCCCUCGUCUUCCUCAUCAUUCGGCAGAUCUUCGAAAGGACAGUGGCGACUCCGCUGGCGUCUCUCCUGGGGGUGAAGGAGACGGUUCGGCUCAGAGCUCCUCAUAACCCCACCCUGGAAUCUUUCUACUGCAGCGUCACCAAGAACCCCACUCAGUCUUCGGUCUGGAGUCUCUGUAAACAGACCGGCUGCUCAGAGCGUCAGGUGCAGCGAUGGUUCCGGAGGCGGAGGAACCAGGACCGGCCCAGUCUGCUCAAGAAGUUCCGGGAGGCCAGUGUGUGUUGUAUGUGUGUGUUCUCUUGCAGUUGGAGAUUUACCUUUUACCUCCUUGCUUUCAUUGCUGGCCUGGCCGCCCUCAUCGAUAAACCUUGGCUGUACGAACUGAAGGAGAUGUGGCAAGGCUUCCCUGUGCUGACUCUGCUGCCGUCCCAGUACUGGUACUACAUGAUUGAGCUGGGUUUCUACGGAUCGCUGCUCUUCAGCGUCGCCUCGGACGUCAAACGCAAAGACUUUAAGGAGCAGAUGGUCCACCACGUGGCCACCAUCCUCCUCAUUAGCUUCUCCUGGUGCGUGAACUACAUCCGAGCUGGAACUCUCAUCAUGCUGGUGCACGACUCCUCCGACUACUUCCUGGAGUCUGCUAAGAUGUUCAACUACGCCGGCUGGAGGAACGCCUGUAACUACAUCUUCAUCGUGUUUGCUGCCGUCUUCAUCGUCACUCGCCUCGUCAUUUUCCCCUUCUGGAUCAUCUACUGUACGUGGGUCUACCCAGUCACCAUCUACCAGCCCUUCUUCGGCUACUACUUCUUCAACGGGCUGCUGAUGACGCUGCAGUGUCUCCACGUCUUCUGGGCUGUCCUCAUCAUCCGGAUCGCCGUCCGCUUCCUCACCAACAACGAAAAAGUGGACGACGAGCGGAGCGACAAAGACGAGACAGACGAGUCAGAGGAGGAGGACAUGAAGAAGAACGGACCGCUGCAGAAUGGACACGCCGUCCACAACAACAACCACAGCAAGACGGAGUGAAGGACAGCAGGACGGAGGACAAACAAGAGAUGGACUCAAACCUUCAUCAGGAAGGAUGGACAGAAGGAAUCCUCAGACGGCAGGUAUUUUAGGAAACUUUAACACGAAAUCACACACAUGUUGAUUAGAGACACCACAUGGUGACGUCCUUCAUCACCCGAUCAACCAUUGCCUUUAGUCCCAAACCUUCCAGACAGGACGGAGAGGACGGAGAGGACGUAGAGGACGAGCGUGACGAUGCUUCUACUUUAGCUUUCAUGCUCUAACUGUGUGCCUUAGAGCCGGACCACGGCUGCUAAAUUAAAAAAGAAGCCAUUUUAAAGCUCUCGGAUUGAAAAUUGUGUUGCUUUAUUCUGUUUUUUGUUGUUAGUUUUUUACUAAAAGAACAAAUCAAAGUGAGUUUUAUUGUGAAGGCGAGACCACGGGGCAUUUAUUUCCCUAAUUUCCUGUCUAUGCAACAUGUAAGUGUUGAUUAUUGCGACGUCUUUGCACACAGCGUCUCUUAGAGGAAGUAAUAACUCUCCAACGUGGCCUGGACCAUUUAUCAGCUGAUUUUAAGUUUAGUUCAUGGUUCUUAUUGCUAUUCCAGUCUCUACCGUCCCUGCCUCCAGUGAACCAGAAACUAGAGUUAAGGAUAAACUCUGACAGAGAAAACAAUCAAACUGAAUGUGUUUUUCCUUUAUGGUUAAGCAAAUAGGGACUCAGUGUGACAUUAUUAACAUCUAAUACCUGAAUUGACUCAAAGUUCUCAUAGUUCUGUCUUGACCUCCCUUGAAACAGCUUAACUCUAUGGCUAGCUGUUUUAGCAUUUAAUAGCUGAGUUUGACUCUCUAGAAUUUAAAGUGCAGAUAUCUGUAACAUCGUUCUCAUCAGUCAAAACUGUGUUUAAAGAUCUCUGUAAUCCAGUUAGUCCGAAUAAUGACUGCAAAUACAACUUUUCAGACACUUAUAAUGCAGUCAUGACAUCCCUCAAAACAGCUUAACAUGGUGGCUAGCUUUUUUUUUUUUUAGCAUGUAAUAGCUAAAUUUGACACUGUAAUUUGAACUACAGAUGUAUAUGACAUCAUUCUGAUCAGUCCAAACAAUAUUUACAGAAUAAUGGCUGCUAAUUUGACUUAUCAGACAUUUAUAGUUCAGUGUUGUCAUCCCUCGUCAGACAGUGUAACCCUAGGCUAGCCAUUUUAGAAUUUAAUAGCUGAGUUAGGCUCUCUGGAAUUUAAAUCCAGAUAUCUUUAAUGUCAUUUUGACUUGUCGAAACCACAGUUGUAGAUCUCUGUAAUCCACUUUAGUCAGAAUAAUGAAUACAGAAACUACUUAUCACACACUUAUCAUGCAGUCUCGAUAUCCUUCGCCUGAUAGCCUACUGCUACGGCUAGCCGUUUUAGCUUGACAGACUUCCAGCUUUUAUUCCAGAUAUCUAUAAUCCAGACCAGACAAACUUCCAGGGACAGAUCUUUACCAGCUGCAGAUAUCUCAAAUGUCAUUAAGUUUGGCAAACUGUUUUCACAUUUAACGUCUGGACUGAAAGUGUGCUGCAGAUUUCCGUAACUCAGUUAGUCAGGAAGAACAUUUCAGAUGACUUGAAGCUCCAUGCGUUUCUCAUUAUUACAUCUGUGGACAUCUGCAGCUAAAUUCAGCCUCACAUAUCUACAGUUUUAAUAAUUCUGCUUCUAACUCUGCACUGCCGCGAUGUUUGAAAAACUGCAUUUUUAACAUAUCUGUAAUUAUAUUCUGAGAUAUCAAAAACAUCAUUCUGACAAGUUCAAAAUUUAUUUAAUGAGCUAAAAAUAAAAAUGUAGAUCUGAAUUAAACAUAUCUUUAACAAUGAUGCAUUAAACUCCAGAUAUCCACAGCUUCUAUAAUGAUGAAUACCUUAAAGACAGAUAUCUGCAGUCCAGUUAUUAAAUGUUAGAAGUUUUAAUAAGUAGAAGAAGGGGGCCAAAUGUCUUCAGUUCACUGCCGAACAGCCUUUUCCAGGUUAAGAUCUAAAGUGUUGAUCUAAAUGAAUGAUUUUCACAAUGAUUCUGUGUAUGAAAUGUUUUAUUUGAAGAUUUCUUGAUAAAUGUGUGAGAUGAGUGUUUUGUCCAGUUUUCUGUUGUCACGCUUUAAAGCUUUUCGUAAGUGCCUUAUCUGUAAUGUGUGGGAAGCUCUCCUGUCCUCCUGUCCUCUCCUUUUCUUUCCUGUUUCCACCUCCAAUCUUCUUCACUUCAUCUUCAACUGAAAACUCCACGUCAUCGUCGUCCUCCUCACCGAUCCAUCCACCUUUAUUCACCCUUAUUCCACCGUCUUCUUUACUAACCUGACCGACCAGCAGACUCUUCCCCAGAGACACACAACCAACAACUGUGUCCUGAUUACAGUGUUAUUUUUCUCUUUUUUUGUAUUAUUUUUUUUUGUUUAAUGAUGCCUAAGUAUUGUUAUUAAUGAUAAAGACGAUGAAUCACAAUGAAAA